AUGGAGCAUGUCAAGAAGAUGGACGUUAUCAAUGUCACCACCUUUCCAAUGAUCCCAAUAGAUGAGCACCUGUCACUCUCACUCAGUGCACGGCAGGCUAUGGAGAGCACCCUGAGGAAGAAUUUACAGGACCAUCCACCCUCAUGCCUUGUUGGCUCCAUGCACCAGGCAAACCAAAAGAUGGCUGAAGUAGACGUGAGAUUCAACAUGAUGGCUAACAGCCUGGCAAUUGAGAAAUAUGAAUUGGAGAAGAGUGCUUUAAAAGAGAAAAGUCGCAGCGGCCCAGCAGACAGAGUCAAGAAACCAAGAAAAGAGCCCUUUUCCUGCAAAGGCUCCGAAGUCCGGAAUUCCAAGUCUGCCCUGAUGAAAAGGAAAACAGCAGAUAAAAAUCUUCUGGCAGAGCUGCACCAGCCCCCCCAAUUCAAUGAAAAGAGGCCCAACAAGCUUCCCAAUGGGAUGGACUUCUGUAACAUGGUGGGCAACGUGGUCCGGGCUGAGAAAAACCCCUAUAGUGGGAAGUCUUUCUGUUCAGAUAAAGAAUUAGAGAAGUUUCUUUCUUCUCCUUUUCCGAGAGCCAUAUGGCUGGAUAGCUUUUGGUGGAUAUUUCAUAACAGGUACCAGCCAAACAAGGAGAUCCAGAAUAAACUGUUCGACCGGAUAGCCAGACACUAUGCCUUUCUUUUGUUCCAACUACCCAGGUCCCACUAUGAAGAGGCACUCUUAAAAAAAUUGCCGUCACUUCUGAGCAAAGCCUUGUACACCAGCUUCUGCUGCUGCUUCCCCCAGUCCUGGUUCAACACACACGAAUUCAAGUCUGACAUCUGUAACACCAUGAGCCUGUGGAUUGCAGGGACAUACCCUUGCCCGCAGAGCUAUAACAGCUGGGACUACUCGGAACUGGAUCCAGAGAGGUUCCGAAGAGAGGAGUUGAUGUUACAGAGAAGAAGGAUGAUAAAGGGAAGAGAGUUUUCCGUCUUCGUUUGUAAGAGAACCUUCUCCCACAAGCCACUCCGGAGUGGAAAAUCCCACCACCUCCCUCAGUCUUCAACCAGUGAGAAAGACUCUUCAGUAAAGGUGACUUCAGAAGAAGGGUCACAAUCCCAGAGUACCACCAAAGAGUAUCACAACUUGAGGAGAGCUACAGUCCAGGUCAAGAGGAUAUCAGAAACCAGAGAAUGUGUGAAUAUGUUUUUUAAAGAGUCCUGCCCUGCCUGCAAAAGCCCCGAGAUGACUUCAAACCUCUUCAACCUGUACGGGAAGAGCCCACUAAUUGUCUACUUCCUCCUCAACUACUUCCAACUGUAUCAACACGGCCAGGAUGUGUUGAUAGUCAGGAGGGAAAUGACCAAGUCCACUGACUCCACCCCGACCUAUGAUGACGUCAUCAACCUGACCCUGAGGAAUGUGAACACACGGAGGAAGAAAUUCAACCAGCUGAACCGGCUGCACUGGAAAGAAUGGAAUUAUUUUGAUCGUAACCUGAAGGAACUGCAGGACAACUUCCUGAGGGACAUGAAGAAUAUUGACAAAAUAGCAGCAGAUAAGAAAAAGGCCAGCCAGAUGUUCAUCCCACCCUCAUUCCUUCUGGAGGAACAACAUGAAAGGAAAUCUAGAGGGAGCCAUCAGAGAGAAAGGGCGUUUCUUUUAAGGAAGGGAAAGAAGAAGGAGGAGGAGAAGUGGAAGUUUCCUCAGUCUCUCCACAUGUUUCCAAGCCCUGGGGAGCUCUAUUCUCUGGGCCCAGGAAGCCCCUCUGGAGUCUGUGAUAGUUCUGCCAGCAGAGAGGUGGAGAGCACCAAGAGCCCAAAGCCACGCAGAAGAGGAAGGUGCUCAUCCUCGGCUCCAAUUCUCCCACUGAAUGAGUCUCAACCAAAAACGGAGCAAGCUUUGAUCCUAAUAGCUCCCCACACCUCGGCGCCCCGCCCCCCCGGGGCCCCGCCCCCUCGGCGCCCCCGCCCCCCUCGGCGCCCCCCGCCCCCUCGGCGCGCGCCCCGCCCCCUCGGCGCCCCGCCCCUUGGUCCGCACUCCGCCCACAGCGGACGCACGCUCCCGCAGUUGUCGUUUGGCGCCAAAUCCUUUGGUCCUUGA
Messenger RNA from Castor canadensis (American beaver), 2085 nucleotides. The record is from RefSeq and is a predicted model, not a curated record. Lineage: Eukaryota; Metazoa; Chordata; Mammalia; Rodentia; Castoridae.